Lytechinus variegatus (green sea urchin) is the source of this 1232-nucleotide messenger RNA. RefSeq names its product WD repeat-containing protein 82-like (gene wdr82). Gene Ontology annotation, molecular function: chromatin binding; protein binding. Lineage: Eukaryota; Metazoa; Echinodermata; Echinoidea; Temnopleuroida; Toxopneustidae. Gene Ontology annotation, cellular component: Set1C/COMPASS complex. The record is from RefSeq and is a predicted model, not a curated record. The transcript is spliced from 8 exons. Bases 123 to 1070 code for a protein of 315 amino acids.
AGCGCUAGAGAGUUCAAAUCAAACUUUGACAGAGUGACCGACCAUCAGGCCAGGCAGAUUUCAGAAAACCAGCUUAAAAAGAACUCAAAUCUUGGGCAAUCCUGUCUUGGACUUGAAUAAUCAUGAAGUUGUCCGACCAAGUAAUGAGAAGCUAUCGUGUUGCGAAGCUUUUUAAAGACCAAAACACGGAACGGAUCAACAGCAUUGACUUCUCACACAACGGAGAAACGCUUAUAUCGAGCAGUGAAGACGAUUCCAUCGUAAUUUACGAUUGUUUAGAGGGAAAACCAAAGAGGACUCUCUAUAGCAAGAAAUAUGGUGUUGACCUCAUCCGCUUUACACAUGCUCAGAAUACAGUCAUCUAUACAUCCAAUAAGGUUGAUGACACAAUUCGUUAUUUAUCUCUUCAUGAUAACAAAUAUUUAAGAUACUUUCCAGGUCAUACAAAGAAGGUUGUUAGUUUGAGCAUGUCACCCAUCGAUGAUAGCUUUCUCUCUGGAUCAUUGGAUAAGACGAUCAGAUUAUGGGAUUUGAGAUCACCUAGUUGUCAGGGUUUGAUGCAUCUACAAGGCAGGCCAGUAGCAUCAUUUGAUCCUGAAGGUCUCAUCUUUGCUUGUGGAAUCAACUCAGAAAUGAUCAAACUCUAUGACUUACGGUCCUUUGACAAGGGUCCUUUUACAACAUUCAAGCUGCUUCAAGAUAGAGAUUGUGAUUGGACAUCACUAAAGUUUAGUGCUGAUGGAAGGAAGAUACUCAUUACAACCAAUGGACCUGUUAUUAGACUCAUAGAUGCAUUUACAGGACAGGCACAACAAACUUUCAUGGGUCAUCUGAAUGGUAAAGGAGCAAGGUUAGAGGCAUCAUUUAGUCCAGAUGCACAGUAUGUCUUAUCAGGAUCACAGAAUGGUAUCAUACAUGUAUGGAACACAGAGAAUGGACACAAAGUAGCCACACUGGAAUCCAAACAUGAAGAUAAUCCUAUCUAUUGUCUGCAAUUCAACCCUAAAUUCCUCAUGCUUGCCAGCUCAUCGCAACAUAUGGCUUUCUGGUUGCCAAACGUUGAUGAAUGACACAGGAAAGAAUAUUAAGUGAAUGAACAAGGACCAAAGUUUCAGACAUUCAACUAUUUGUACAUAGAACAAAUGGAAUGUUCUUUGGAAUGUGUAUAUAUUAUCACCUUGAUAGUAUGAUUUCUUGAUGAACAAUAAACUUGUUGAAGAUCAAGAUAAAGA